AUGGGUAUUUGUUCAUCUUCUCAAUACACGAUAAAGGCCGACAAUCGCCUGACCUGGCCGCCGCCCUCCACCACCAAAAUAAUAUACCCAGAUGGAAACCUUCAACAACUAAGUCAACCCAUCAAAGCCAGCGUUGUUCUGUCCCAGAACCCGAGUUGUUUCCUUCGCAACUCGGAGCUCACGUAUGUGAACUCGUGCCUGCGUCAGGUACCCGGUGACGAACAACUUCAGCUGUACCAAAUCUAUUUUCUAAUGCCACUGUCUAUGUCUCAAGCACCACUUUCACUUGAAGAAUUAUGUUCGCUCGCCAUUAAAGCUGGUGCUGCAUUAUCUCGUUUGAAUGAGGCUUAUUCUCACAAAGAAGUGUGCAUAUCUGGUUUAUUGCAGCUGCAACUCAUUAAAAAUGUUGUGAAACAUCAUCCCAUUGGAAUCAUAAAAAUUUAA
Molecule: messenger RNA, 444 nt
Organism: Gossypium raimondii (Peruvian cotton)
Lineage: Eukaryota; Viridiplantae; Streptophyta; Magnoliopsida; Malvales; Malvaceae
Exons: 1
Coding region: 1-444 (147 amino acids)
Source: RefSeq, a predicted model, not a curated record